GUCCCAUUACUGCAUAGAGCUGCUCGGCGUAUUCCCUUGAAUAGGCCUUACCCUCUCUACAUCAUAUAUCCCCGUUUAUUCCUACAUUCGGCCAGAAAUAACAUGCCGCAAGAACCUGAGAUCUUGUUGAAGGAGGAUUUGCCGACGUCGGAGGCAAAGUGGGUUUCACUGAAAAAGAUAUACUGGAGUGACCAGGACGGCAAACAGAGAACUUGGGAAUGCGCUGAGCGGACGACACGAGCAUCGUCGGGAGUUGAUGCUGUUGCGAUUCUCGCUGUGCUCCGCUCCGAAUCGAACGCGUUCCAGCCAUCAACUGUGAUCAUUGAGCAAUAUCGUCCUCCAGUAGGCUCAUUUGUCGUCGAGUUACCCGCUGGAUUGAUCGACAACGUUGAGACCGCAGAGGCAGCUGCGAUCCGGGAGUUGGAGGAAGAGACCGGAUUCAAAGGGAAGAAGGUGCUCGAAUCAUCGCCGCUUCUCGUUUGCGAUCCCGGAAUGACCACAGCCAACAUGAAGGUGGUCACAGUCGACGUGCCAUUUCCCGACAAGCUCGAGAUGUCCGCGCAGAAGCUGGAUGCAGGCGAGCAUAUCACGGUACGUAUCGUCGAGUUGACGAAGCUGGCACAGGAGUUGAAGGAAUAUGGAAAGAAGGGCUUCGUGAUUGACGCGCGGCUCUCGCAUUUUGCGCACGGGUAUGAGAUGGCACAGCGGAUCAGGCAAAUGAAGUUGUGAGAGCCUGUAACAAUGGGGUCCAGAAGGGAGACACAGUAGCCGCGUUCAGUGAACCUG
Laetiporus sulphureus 93-53 is the source of this 786-nucleotide messenger RNA. RefSeq lists its product as uncharacterized. Bases 103 to 729 code for a protein of 208 amino acids. Gene Ontology annotation, cellular component: nucleus. NCBI's taxonomy places the organism in Eukaryota, Fungi, Basidiomycota, Agaricomycetes, Polyporales, Laetiporaceae. The transcript has 9 exons. The record is from RefSeq and is a predicted model, not a curated record. Gene Ontology annotation, biological process: ribose phosphate metabolic process; nucleoside phosphate metabolic process. Gene Ontology annotation, molecular function: ADP-ribose diphosphatase activity.